Molecule: messenger RNA, 1770 nt
Organism: Phyllopteryx taeniolatus (common seadragon)
Lineage: Eukaryota; Metazoa; Chordata; Actinopteri; Syngnathiformes; Syngnathidae
Product: protein pop-1-like
Exons: 9
Coding region: 257-1177 (306 amino acids)
Biological process (GO): canonical Wnt signaling pathway; regulation of transcription by RNA polymerase II
Cellular component (GO): beta-catenin-TCF complex
Molecular function (GO): DNA-binding transcription factor activity, RNA polymerase II-specific; RNA polymerase II cis-regulatory region sequence-specific DNA binding
Source: RefSeq, a predicted model, not a curated record
UAGGCUUUCAUAUGACAUUUUUUUCCCCUUCUGUCUGGUGUCUCAUUUUAGCAGUACUUUACACAGCAUCCAGUUGUAACUCGAGAUACCUAAAUUAACUCAAAACAUGCCGAACAAUUAAAGACAAAUUGGGGACAAGUUCGUUGGGAGAAAAGAUGCGUCGCUGAUCGCAAUCGAGCCCAAUAGUCUUCAGCCGUUGUCAUUCUUCAGGAGGGAGAGGCGAGGAGUAGGGUCAGAAGGAGCUAGUUCUGACAGUAUGGAGCAGCUCAGGGCAGAAUUUGAGAAAGUUGUUGCAGAACUCAAGUGGGAGGAAGUUGUUUCCACUCUCCUGGAGGUGGUCAGCGGCAUGGUGUGUACUCCCACAAGCUGUCCACCUCCUGUGCCUCCUUGGCUCAGGUUUGACACCCACUGUCAGUUGGUCUCUGGUCACAGCAGAGGCUACAGUGGGUACAUCUCGCCUGGUUCAGGUUUUGGGCAGCCAGGUCAGAUGAUGGCAGGACCUCAGUCAAAUCCAUAUGGCAUGCAUGCAUUUGACAUCAAAAGUCAGGCAGGUGCCCCUCAGAGUAUCUCAGUGCCUGGGUGGACACUUCCCGAAAGCUCCAAUUGGUGUCCUCCUGGGAUGCUGAAUGGAGGAGAGUUUCAGAUGACAGGCCAAUCUGUCUAUGGUGCUCCGAUGAGUUCGACCUCAAAGAAUGGAGGGGUGGUCUAUCACUUCACUGGUCCCCCGGUAUUUGCUGCUCCUCCAAUAACAUCUACAAAAAGAAAACGAAGGCGCCGGCGCAUACGGGAUGCAGACCAGCCAUAUGUCAAGAAGCCACCCAAUGCCUUUAUGUGUUUUCUGAAGGAGCAGAGACAACAUGUAAAGGCACAGAUGAAUUUAAAAGACAGUGCAUCUGUCAAUACUGUCCUGGGGCACAUGUGGAAGUUGCUGACUGACGAGGGACAGGCAAAAUAUUAUAAGAUCGCUGAUGCUGAGAAAAAACUCCAUUCCCAGAUGUAUCCUGAAUGGUCCAGCAGUGACAACUAUGGCAACAAAAGGAAGAGGCGCAGCAUCACAACUGCCACCAAUAUUACAGAGCCAGACUCUCCAGGUGAAACGGCAACUCCACAAACCAGUGACGAGUCUGAAAAAAUGCGUAUUGCAGACCAAGUCUUACAUAUGCUGGGGUGUGCCUAGCCCACUUAACUCCCAUCACUGGUUGCUGGUGCUGCAGGCAGCCCUCUUGCAUCACUGCGUCCACAACAGCUGGAUGUUUAUUUAAAUUAUGUAAAUACAAUUCAAUGUGUAAAAAAAAAAAAACUGCAAAUAUGUUUUAGUAUUUUACUGAAUUGUUUUUAAUUAGAAACACCAAUAACAACGAUGUAUUCAAUCCACAUCCUCUGGAUUUUCACGCCUUCCAAACCACUAAAAAGAUAAAGGGAAAGGUGUGAGGAUAUAGCAAAUAAAACUUGCCUGUUAUGCACACACCCCAAAAACGAGACAGCUUUAAAAGCAAUGUAUCCCCGUGGGAUGCCUGAUAUUCACAAAGUGAAUGAAAUUAUUGAAUCAAAAACAGACUUAACAUGAGCAAGCUUGUCAGGAUAAUGCUGGUCUUGGUGUCUUGUCAACAUGUACAUCUUUACAAUGUUCAUGUAAAACAAAGUAAUUAGUAGCUAAAUAUGAUGUUUGUCAAUUAUGUUGACCUGAACCACUAUUUGUGUAACCCUGAUGACUAUGACAUACAAAGGUACAACUGACAAAAGAUGAAUAAAAAUGUUCUGAAUGAUGGA